Molecule: messenger RNA, 2139 nt
Organism: Rotaria sordida
Lineage: Eukaryota; Metazoa; Rotifera; Eurotatoria; Philodinida; Philodinidae
Source: the annotation of a GenBank genome assembly
AUGGGUAUUGCAUCUUAUAGACGAUUAAAAUCAAGAUCGUCGGAAGAUAAAAAUUCUCUUUCAUCUUCAUCAACUGAGCAAGAACAAUCAAAUGAAUCUUUACCUAAUGGUAUAAUACUUGUAUGGCUUGAUUCACCACCAUAUAAAUCUUUUUCAAAUAAUGAAAAAAAUAUUCUUCAUUAUUUACGUCAAUUGAAUGUAGCUUCGAUUCGAGUCUAUAAUGAUGUUAAUUUAUGUCUUGAUUUUUUAAAAUCUAUAUCAUCCGUUGAAAAUAUUCAAUCUUCAAAAAUCUUUCUUAUUCUAUCUGAUGAAUUUAAUUUAGAAAUUUUACCUGAAUUGAAAUCUUUAUCAAUAGUUAAUUCAAUUUUUAUUUUCUCUAUGGAUUCAACAAAAUAUGUAGAAUUAAUAAAAGAAUAUGAAUCAUUUAUUAUUAAUAUUUGUACGAAUAUUGAUGAUUUAUAUAAUUCUAUUAAUAAACAAAUUGAAGAACAUGAUGAAUUAAAAUUAGUUUUUCAUUUUUUUGCACAAAAACAAAAUACAACAAGAGAUUUAACAAAUGAUUCUGCUUCAUUUCUUUGGUUUCAAUUAUUUCAAAUAAUAAUAAAUGAUUUAAAAUGUACAGAAAAUGAUAUGAAUACAAUGCUUAAUUAUUGUUCAAAACAAUUACAAAAAGAUAGAAAUCCAACAAAAAGUUUAUUAGAAAUUGAAGAAUUUCGUCAAACUUAUACAAGUAAAGAUGCUAUUCAUUGGUAUACAAAAGAAUCAUUUGUUUAUCGUCUUCUUAAUAGAUCAUUACGUACUGAAGAUAUUGAAGCAUUAUAUAUAUUUAGAUUUUUUAUUGCUGAUUUAUGUCGACAAUUAAAAAUUGAAUAUGAAAAAUUACGUAGAAAACAAAAUCAAUCACCAAUUUUAACAGUUUAUCGUGGUGCACAAAUUUCACGUGAAGAAUUAGAUGAUUUAUUUAGAACAAUUGGAAAUUUAACAAGUUUAAAUGGAUUUGUUUCAACAAGUAUAAAUCAAUCUGUAGCUAUAGAAUUUUUACGAAAAAAAUCAUCAAGAACAGAAAAUCUUGAAAAAAUUUUAUUUAUUAUUGAAAUUGAUAUUCAAUCUGAUUAUAUUAUAUGUGCUUAUAUAAAAGAAUUAAGUGCAUUACAAGAUGAAGAAGAAGUUUUAUUUAAUAUAGGAACUGUUUUUUAUCUUGAUAAAAUUCUAUUAGAUUCUAAUGAAAAAAUUUGGAAUGUUUAUAUGAAAGCUACAGAAGCUGGUAUAAGUGCAAUACAUGAUUAUAUUGAAUUAAUUCAUCAAGAAUUAACAGAUACAAAUAUUUCAAUUAUAUUUGGACAACUUUUUCUUCAAAUGGGAAAAUAUAUUUUAGCACAAAAAUAUUUUCUUGAUUUACUUGAAUAUUCAAAAGAAAAUGAUCCAGAUUUACCUCGUAUACAUUAUCAUUUAGCUUUAACUUAUGCUUAUCAAUAUGAUUUGAUUCAAGCUGAAAAUCUUUUAAAACAAAUUUAUCAAUUUUAUAAAAUAAAUAAUACAAAUAAUCUUGAUCUUGCUCGUAUAGAAAAUGCACUUGGAUGGAUUCAUCAUCAUAAUGGUGAAUUAGAUGAAGCUAUUAUUCAUUAUCAAACAGCUCUUAAUCUUGCUCCAGAUCAAUUAGAUUUAAAUCAUUUAAUUAAUGCACAAACAUGUAGUCUUCUAGCUGAUUGUUAUCUUGAAAAAAAUCAAUUAGAUAAAGCUGAAUUAUUUAAUAAAAAAACAUUAGAAAUUGAACGUCUACAUUUACCUACUGAUCAUCCUCGAAUUGGUGUUACACUUAAUGAUAUAGGUGAUGUAUUUCGUAAACGAAAACAAAUGAAUAUAGCAUUGGAUUAUUAUCAACAAGCUGAAUCAAUUUUUCAUCGAAGUUUACCAAAAUAUCAUCCUUAUAUAGCGUAUUGUUGGUCAUGUAUGGCUUUUGUCUAUCUUUAUGAUGGAAAAAUAGAACAAGCUCAAGAAUAUCAUGAAAAAGCACUACAAAUUUAUCGACAUGUGUUACCAUCCGACCAUAUAAACAUAAAGAUAAGUGAAAAAAAUUCACAAUGUACAGAUUUUCAAAAAAUAAACGAUGCUUAUGUUAAAGUUUGUUCACAAGUUUAA